This is a messenger RNA of Vicia villosa (hairy vetch), 12518 nucleotides long. RefSeq names its product putative disease resistance RPP13-like protein 1. The transcript is spliced from 7 exons. Gene Ontology annotation, biological process: defense response to other organism. The record is from RefSeq and is a predicted model, not a curated record. Gene Ontology annotation, molecular function: ADP binding. Lineage: Eukaryota; Viridiplantae; Streptophyta; Magnoliopsida; Fabales; Fabaceae. Bases 6762 to 10598 code for a protein of 1278 amino acids.
GGCCGGUUUGAACCGGACCAGACCGGUUCGGCCAUCUCUUCCUCCUCUCCAUCAUUUUCUCCUGAAAACACCAUGGAAAGAAGAAACAUGGCAGCCCCCAUGUGGGGGCGGACGAUGGGGAUGGAGCUGGGGGCAGCCGGCCGGCCACUGGUGCAGGUGGAGGCGCCCCUUCUCUUCAUGGUGGUGGUGCUAUUUGUUCAUCUUCUACCUCUCUCUCUCUCAAGCCUCCAUUAAAGACAUGAAAAAAAAGCUUCUUGAAGCGGCAUAAUCCAAGUAAACACCAUAUACAUUCAACAAGAACAUUUCAUACAAGCAAGAACAUGAUCAGUGACAUGGGAUGAAGAGAAUUCAAGGCUUACCGACGGAGCGGGGAUUUGCUCCGGUUAGUAUUGAAAAUUGUCGAUAAAUUCACCAACAAGAAACGCGAAAAACUUCAAAGUAAGCUUUUUUCACUCCAAAUAAUUUCCAAUGAUGACAAUGAUUGAAUAUAGAUGAAUAAUCUUGAAUAUUACUUGUUGAAACUUUGAUGAUGAAUGUAGAUUAGAACCUUGGAGUAAAAUGAUGAAUAUAUGUUGAUGAAUGUGGUAAAUCUUUAAGCAUGAAACUUGAUGAAAUCUUGGAUGAUGAUGAUUGAAUAAUUGUUAGAUGUAGAACAUAACAUUUGCACUUGAAUAUGAAUAACAUUGAGAUGAUAACACUCGAAUUUUGUUGAUUCUUGAAUGAUGAAUACUUGUGGAAUUGUUGUAUUUUGUUGUGUUAAGAAGUGUGGUUGGGCCUAACUCAUCCCUACAAAACCGGUUUGUAGGGUGAGGACUCUUAACACACCCCCUAACUCAAGCCAUAUAUUGUCCGAUGUGGGACUCUUAACACACCCCCUCACGCCCAGUACUAGACAACUGGAGCGUGGAAAUAAAUGGCGGGUGACCCGAUAGCGGAAACCAUAGAAGGUGGCCCACCGGAUCUUAAACGAGGCUCUUGAUACCAUGUUAAGAAGUGUGGUUAGGCCAAACUCAACCCACAUCGACUAUAUCAUGUAUUUAGUUAUAAUCUAUCUAUAUAUAAUAAAGUCUCCGUAGUGCUUUACAAAACACACGGUUUAUUCAAAUGUCUCUUAGUCUCUUGUAUUUCAACAUGGUAUCUAGAGCCUGCUGAGAGACAACCAUUUACCGUGCUUUACCCGGUUGACCCACUGUCUGGUGAGAAAUUUUUGGCAAACCGUGUCAUAACUCCGGUUUGCCUUCCAUACAUUGUCGUGACUCAUUCUGGCAUCCAUUUUCAAAUUUCUCCAGUCACCACCGGACUGCUAUCGCCAUCCGCUGUUGCCGUUAUUGUUUUCGGCAACCUUUCGGAAAACUAACCCUACCGGCAGACACGCCUCCUCCGAUCCGGCCGAUCCCGACAAUUUUUCCAGCGCCCCACUCGCCACCGUGCUACUGUUCCAGAUCUGAUACUCAUGGCUACUACUCAGAACUUUACGCCAAACUACGAUGAUUUUCUCAGGUGGUAUCAAAAUUAUCAGAACUCAUUUUCUACUGCUUCGGUUGCACACGCUGGUAAUUCAUCUGCUUGUCUCUCUCAAUCAUCUUCUCUUGGACCUUGGGUUCUUGAUUCUGGUGCGUCUGAUCAUGUUACUGGUAAUAAAAAUCUUUUCACUUCCCUCUCUACCUCGGGUGUCUUACCUACUAUAACUUCUACCAAUGGUUCUCAAACCCAAACUGAAGGGAUUGGUACUGUUCAAAUUCUACCUUCUCUCUUUGUUACUUCUGUUCUCUAUGUACCUAAUUGUCCAUUUAAUUUACUUUUAGUCAGUCGUUUAACUCGUUCUCUUGAUUGUAUUGUCACCUUCACUAAAUGUAAUGUUAUCCCGCAGGAUCGGAGUUCGGGACGGACGAUUGGCGUCGGAUGUGAGUCUCAAGGCCUUUAUUACCUCUCAGUGUCAUCUCAGGCUUGUUCAGCCAAAGAUUCUCCACUCACUAUCCACGCUCAGUUAGGUCAUCCUAGUCUUCCUAAACUACAGAAGUUGGUUCCAAGUUUAUCGAAGGUGUCUAAUUUACAUUGUGAAUCGUGUCAGUUAGGUAAACACACUCGUAGUCAAUUUCCCAAUCGAGUCAAUAAACGAGCUUUGUCCCCUUUUGCUUUAGUUCACUUUGAUGUUUGGGGUCCAUCGCGUACUGUCUCUACACUAGAGUCUAGGUAUUUUGUCACCUUUAUUGAUGAUUUUUCACGUUGCACAUGGUUAUUUUUAAUGAAAAAUAGAUCUGAAUUAUUCUCUAUUUUUGAACAAUUUUAUAAAGAAAUAAAAAUUCAGUUUGGUGUGUCUAUUCGUACCUUAAGAAGUGAUAAUGCUCGUGAAUACUUAUCCCAACAAUUUCAAACUUUUAAGUCGAGCAAUGAUAUUCUCCACCCAACAUAUUGUCCUCAUACACCUCAACAAAACGGGGUAGCCGAACGCAAAAAUCGGCAUCUCGUAGAAACCACUCGAACCCUACUUCUCCAUGGUAACGUUCCACUUCGGUUUUGGGGAGAUGCGGUGCUAACGUCAUGUUACCUUAUAAAUCGCAUGCCCCCAUCUGUCCUUAACGAUAGAAUCCCUCAUUCAAUCUUUUUUCCCAAUUCUCCACUUCAUUCAAUUCCUCCCCGAGUCUUCGGGUCCACAUGUUUUGUACACAAUCUCUCUCCUGGUCUUGAUAAACUAUCAGCUCGAUCACUAAAGUGUGUCUUUCUUGGUUAUCAUCGAUCCCAAAAAGGUUAUCAUUGCUACUCACAUACUCUACAGCGAUACGUAUCUGCCGAUGUUACCUUCUUCGAGUCUGCUCCAUAUUUCGAGUCCAGUCAAGUAACUCCGGAACCCGUUCAGGAGAGUACUCCCACACCUCUUUCGGCAGUCUCAUUUCCCAUUAUCUCCGAUCAUUCUAGCCCUACGGUUGACCCCCUCACUUCUCGGCCACUUCAAACAUAUCAGCGUCGUCAACCCACGUCUGUCACACCUAUCCUUGAGGCAAUACCUAUCCCUGAUACACUAAUUGUCCAUGAGGUCAUUGCAGACUCUCCUCCGACGCCUUCGCCAUCAUUGGAUCCGAUCCCGCAACCUGAGUCUGAUCUUCCGAUUGCUCUUCAAAAAGGUAUACGUGAAACACGAAAUCCUUCUCCACAUUAUAUUGAUUUAUGUUAUCAUCGUCUUUCCCCUUUGCAGUAUACUUGUUUGUCUUCUUUGUCUUCUGUUUCUAUUCCUAAUACUCCAGGUGAAGCAUUAUCUCACCCUGAGUGGAGGCAAGCAAUGAUUGACGAAAUGUGUGUUCUUCAAAGCAGUGGUACUUGGGAAUUGGUUCCUCUACCCCCUGGAAAAUCUUUAGUAGGUUGUCGUUGGCUUUAUACUGUGAAGGUUGGUCCAGAUGGUAAGAUUGAUCGAUUUAAAGCUCGCUUGGUAGCCAAAGGAUACACUCAGAUUUUUGGAUUGGAUUAUAGUGAUACCUUCUCGCCUGUAGCCAAGAUGGCAUCUAUUAGACUUCUUCUAGCCAUUGCAGCCAUUCGACAUUGGCCUCUUCAUCAACUUGACAUCAAAAAUGCCUUUUUACAUGGUGAUCUUGAAGAGGAAGUAUAUAUGGAGCAACCACCUGGGUUUGUUGCUUAGGGGGAGUCCUCAAAUAUGGUUUGUAGGCUACACAGGUCUCUUUAUGGUCUUAAGCAAUCUCCGAGAGCUUGGUUUGGCAGAUUCAGCACUGUAGUACAACAGUUUAGUAUGGUCCGUAGUGAAGCUGAUCAUUCUGUGUUUUAUCGUCACUCUGCUCAAGGGUGUAUCUUUCUUAUUGUAUAUGUGGAUGAUAUUGUCAUAACCGGCAGCGAUCAGCAAGGAAUACGCCAGUUAAAACAACAUCUCUCGAAUCAAUUUCAGACAAAAGAUCUUGGUAAACUCCGUUAUUUCUUAGGUAUUGAGGUAGCCCAAUCUAAAGAUGGUUUGGUGAUUUCUCAGCGGAAAUAUGCGUCGGAUAUUUUGGAAGAAACAAGUUUGUUGAAUGCUAAACUAGCUGAUACUCCUAUGGAUCCAAGUGUCAAACUCCUACCCAAUCAGGGGGAGCCCCUAUCUGACUCAGGAAGGUAUAGGAGAUUGGUUGGAAAGUUGAAUUAUCUCACAGUCACUCGUCCGGACAGUUCUUUUGCAGUUAGUGUGGUAAGCCAAUUCUUAAAUUCUCCUUGCCAAAAACACAUGGAUGCUGUUGUCCGAAUUCUAAGAUACAUCAAAUGUGCUCCAGGAAAAGGGCUCUUGUAUGAAGAUAAAGGACAUACUCAGAUAGUUGGAUACUCUGAUGCUGAUUGGGCAGGGUCACCCAUUGAUAGACGAUCCACCUCUGGGUAUUGUGUACUUGUUGGAGGAAACCUUAUAUCCUGGAAAAGUAAGAAACAAAAUGUAGUUGCAAGAUCAAGCGCUGAGGCAGAGUAUAGGGCCAUGGCAAUGGCAACAUGUGAACUCAUUUGGUUAAAACAGUUGCUCAAAGAACUUCAAAUUGAAGAAGCAAGACCAACGACACUUGUUUGUGAUAAUUAAGCUGCAUUGCACAUUGCUUCAAAUCCAGUCUUCCAUGAGAGGACCAAACACAUUGAGAUAGAUUGUCAUUUUGUCAGAGAGAAGAUUGAAUCAGGCGACAUUGUCACAAGCUUUGUCAACUCCAAUGAUCAAUUAGCAGAUGUGUUUACAAAAUCUCUGCGAAGUCCUAGAACUAAUUAUAUAUGUGGCAAGCUUGGUGCAUUUGAUUUAUAUGCUCAAGCUUGAGGGAGAGUGUUGAUAUUUGUAAAUAUAUAGUGUUAAGAAUAUUAUUAUAUAGAAUAGUCCCACAUCGACUAUAUCAUGUUUUUAGUUAUAAUCUAUCUAUAUAUAAUAAAGUCUCCGUAGUGCUUUACAAAACACACGGUUUAUUCAAAUGUCUCUUAGUCUCUUAUAUUUCAACAUGUUGAAUUUUGGAUGGAGGUUUAGUUUCACCAAUCUAGAAUUUUCAUUUUUGAAAUUCUAGAUGGUGAUGGCGAUGAACUUUAGUGAUGGUUAGGGAUGAAGAAAGUAAUGGAAAAUUGAGAGAGAGUGGAGAAAAUUGAAAGUACGAAAAUGGUUAAAAUGCUUAGGUCCCCAAAAUUAUGGAAAUGGAGGAUUUUUAUAGUUUUUGUGGGUGGUUGUGAACCUUUAGAUUGUGAUCCAAGUUAGAAGUUUAUCAAUGGUCGAAAAGCAAUUUUAGAGGUUUAGUUGCGGAUCAUUAACCGUAGUUCUUGGAUGAAAAGUUAUCAAUGGUGGAGGAAUAGUAGAAAAUUGGUUUGAUUUUGUGUUAGUUUGAAAACUUUAAGGAAGCUGAAGUUAGUUAAGGGUAAAUGUGUAAAUGCAUGAGUUUGAGAAUAAAUAGGUAGUUGAAGGAAGUUAGAGGGAAGACAUGUUGAGGUUUAGCAUAAAUACCAAAUCUCAAUGUAAGACUAAUGGUCACUUGAACUAAACUUGAAUUUUGCUUUGUAUUUCCUUUUGAAUUUAUCUUUGAAUUCACCACUUUUACUUUGAAUUUUUGUGAAUUAAGUCAUUCCUUUGGAAGUUCUUUUUUGUAAAGUGAUUUUGUUGGAAAUAAGUGCUUUUGUUGGUGGUCAAAUUCUAACUUUUCACUUGAGAAGUACAUAAACCCCCUAAGCGUGAGGCUUGGUAAGGGCGAUAUGCUUAAGUUUAUCGGUUGGUAGAUUAUCCGAGAUAUGCAUCCCGAACGUACAUAAGUCCUAAAGUAGUUUAUCGGUUGCUUUAUUUUACUGUAUAGCUGAGAUCUUAUUUGUUUUGAUACUAAACAGUGAUGGUUUGUAUCCGUGUUAUUUUGUGUUUAUUACAUUCUUCCUAAAGUAUUUCUUACUAAAUUAAGUUGAUAAAAUGGACAGUUAUAUUUUAUUUUUUAUGUUGAGAAUCACAACAAUCUGUUUCUCUACCUAUUUCAAUUUAUUUAUGUUUUUCAAACAAUUUUAGAUGGAAAAAAUGCAAUAUAAUACAUAUAUCAUUUUUUUAUAUAUCAAUAGCAUACUCGAAAUUUAACUCACUAAUCAACAUUUUAUUUUUAUUAUAAGAAGUAUUUUGAAAGAUAUGGGUUUAAAACUUAUUUUGAAUUAAAAUUUUUAACAACACAAGAAUCACUCCAAAUAAAUAUAUUUAGUUAGCUGAGUAUAUUUCCUAUAAUUUACCACCACUUCUCAAAAGACAAGAUCUUGUAUUGAGUUUCUAUUUGAGGUCACAUGUUCAAAUUCCAACAAAUACAAAAAUAUAUUAUUUUAAAUAUUAUUUUUUUAACAUUAAAAAUAUAUGAUUUAUAUGAAACAGAUUUACUCAUUAUUCUACAUGGAUGAAAUGAGACGCCUCCUACGUGGUUAUCUAAACUAAACAGCCCAUGUGAGUUGUGAGCAGAUAAUCCAAUACACCACUUAGUACUCACUCCUAUGUAUUACUUAAUACAUUACUUAAUACUCCACUAGUCUCGUUUCCCUCGAAGAAUUUGUUUUUUUUGUUCAGUAUGUAGUUGUUUAAGGAGACCGAUAAUACUCCACUAUUAUUUUAUUUCUAUUUGAGGGAACGGUUCGAUGAAUUAUAUUUCCAUGACAGUGAAUUAUUAAAAUAAUUAUUAAUUUAUUUUACUUCUAUACCGUUGCAACUUUGCAGCAACUUACAAGUCUUGUUAACUUGCAUUUCCUUCUACCUUGCAUUGCAUUUUCUUUCCACUUCCAUUUUUCAAACUAUUCUUACUCGGUUGAACUAAGUUAUGGCUGCCAUUGUUGGAGGAGCACUUCUGACAGCUUCCAUGGAGAUGCUGGUGAAAAAGGUCGUUUCUGGUGAGUUUAUUGAUUUGUUUCGGAGGACUAAGCUGGACGUUGAGCUGUUGGAAAAGCUGGAGAUUACACUGCUGAGUCUUCAAUCUGUACUUUAUGAUGCUGAGGACAAACAGAUCACUAACCCUGCUGUCAAGAAGUGGCUGGAGAUGUUGCAAGAUGCUGUCUUUCAAGCUGACCAACUGUUCGACGAACUCAACACUGAAGCUUUAAGGUGCCAAGUUGAAGCUGAUCAGGUUCUUAAAAAGUUUUUAGAUUAUUUUAAAAGGUUUAAUAAAAAGAUCAACUCUAAAUUGCAAAAAUUAUUUGGAAGAUUAGAACAUUUGAGAAACCAAAAUCUUGGAUUGAAAGAAGGUGUUUCCAGCUGUGUUAGGAAUAUAACUCCUACAAGCCCUUUUUUAGGAAAUGAAUAUGAUAUUAAAGGCAGAGAUGAUGACAAAAAGAAACUUAAAGAGUUUCUGCUGUCAGAGGGUGGCAAUGAUGGUGGAAGUAAAAUAGGAGUGAUUUCCAUUGUGGGUAUGGGAGGGUUAGGAAAAACAACACUAGCUAAACUCCUUUACCAUGACCGUGAUGUGAAGGACAAGUUUGAUGUUAGAGGGUGGGCACAUAUUCCAAAAGAUUUUGAUGCUGUCACUAUCACUAAAACCAUUCUUAAAUCUGUCAAUUCAGGAACAAUUAGAGAAGCUGACUUAGUUAAACUCGAAGAUCAGUUGCAGCAAAGUUUAAGUAACAAAAAGUUUUUGUUAGUACUGGAUGAUAUAUGGUAUGGAAACUAUGUUGGUUGGAUUAGUCUAAGUGAUAUCUUUAAUGUUGGACAAAUAGGAAGUAAGAUCAUCAUCACAACUCGAGAUGUAAGAGUCGCACUACCCAAGCAAAAAUCUCUCCAUGUCCACCAUUUAAGAUCUUUGGAAACUGAAGAUUCAUGGUCUUUACUAGCCAGACAUGCAUUUGUAGAAAGAAACUGCCAACAACAUCCCAGUUUAGAAAUAACUGGUAGAGAAAUUGCCAAAAAAUGUGGCGGUUUACCAUUAGCUGCAAUAGCACUUGGGGGUAUUCUCCGGUUCAUGUCACCGGAUCGUUGGAGUGAUGUGUUAAAAAGUAGUAUUUGGGAACAUACAAGUGAAGUUGUGGAACCAUCUCUACUACUGAGCUAUCAUUACCUUCCAGCUUCUCUAAAAGGAUGCUUUGCUUAUUGUGCAAUUUUUCCAAAGAACUCAGUCUUAGUGAAAAAGACGAUGGUUCAGUUGUGGAUUGCAGAAGGCUUAAUACCUCAGCCAAAAAAUGAGAAUAGUUGGGAAAAAGUAGCUGAAGAAUUCUUUGAUGAGUUAAUGUCUAGGUCUCUGAUACGUCAACGGUCUAUUGAUGAUAGGUCAGAACAAUUCAAUGGUGAUGAAGAUGUUUGGUUUGAAAUGCAUGACCUCAUCAAUGAUUUAGCUAUGGCAGUUUCAUCUCCGUAUUGCACUAUGUUGGACACAAAUAAGCCAAAUCCAAGGGUGCAAUACUUGGCAUACGACAGAUUUGAAUAUAACUCAGACGAUGAAUUUGAAAAAUUGCAUGGAUUAAAAAGACUACGAACUUUUCUACCCAUGCCGUUGCAAUCUUUAGGGGUUUAUGAUAAUUCUGUAUCGUCAAAGUUAUUUUCUGAUUUGUUGUCAACAAUGACACAAUUACACGUGUUGUCUCUUUCAAACUCUUUAAAUAUCACAAAGUUACCCAACUCUAUUGGAAAUUUGAUUUACUUGCGAUACUUGAAUCUCUCUUACACUGAGAUUAAAAGUUUGCCUUCAGAAACGUGCAAGCUUUACAAUUUGCAGACGUUGUUGUUGUCAUAUUGCUAUAAACUCGAUGAAUUGCCAGAAGACAUGGGAAAAUUGGUGAAGCUACGCCACCUUGACAUUAGAGGCACUAAAUUGAAGAAAAUGCCGGCACAAAUGUCCAAAUUAGAAAAUCUGCAAACAUUGUCGUACUUUAUUGUGAGCGGCGUUAAGGAUGUUGGGUUGAAGAUUGAAGAUCUUGGAAAAUUUCCCCAUCUACGAGGAAGCCUUUCCAUCUCACAACUUGAAAAUGUAAUUGACUCAUCCCAUUCUUCUCAAGCAAACUUGGAGUCGAAGAAAGAAAUUGACGAGUUGGAACUAGGAUGGUCUUACACUGCUCCUUCAAACUCACAAAUACAAAGUGUUGCAUUGGAGCGACUGCGCCCGUCGACAAAUUUGAAGAGUUUGACCAUCUCUGGAUUUGGUGGAGACAAAUUAUCAAAUUGGGUGGGAGAUUCUUUAUUUGUAAACAUGGUGUGUUUGAAGAUCACAAGGUGUAAAAAAAUUUCAGUGCUGCCAUCCUUGGGGCAACUCGGUAAUCUAAAAGAACUUUUUUUUAGUGAGAUGGAAUCUGUUAAAAGUGUUGGUACCGUAUUCUAUGGAAGUGGUUCUUCUUCAUUUCAACCAUUUGCCUCUUUAGAGACUCUACGCUUUGAAUUUAUGCCAGAGUGGGAGGAAUGGGAGUUGAUUGGAGGUACAUCUAUAGAGUUUCCUAGUCUUAUUAGCCUUAGGUUAAGGGACUGUCCAAAACUGAAAGAAAACAUACCUGGCAACCUUCCUAAGCUUGAAAGUUUGUCACUUGAAGUUUGUCCCAAACUUGAAGGGAUGACACCCAACAAUCUUCCUUCUCUUGCGGUCCUUAUGUUAGAGGAAUGUCCCUUAUUGAUGGGUUCAAGACAGUCUAUUACAAACCCACCAUUUGACAUAUUCAGCCAAUUGGUGAUUUGUCUCAAUUCUCUUCAAAAGUUGAAGUUAUACAGAAUUCGAUCUCUAACAUCCUUUCCGAUAGACGGCCUUCCCAAAACCUUACGAUCUCUCUCUAUCUUUUACUGUGAGAAUCUGGAGUUCUUUUCUCAUGAAUCUUUUCACAAUUACUCGUCACUUGAGGAUUUGCAUAUAUUAAAUAGUUGUAAUUCAAUGACAUCAUUUACCUUGGGCUCUCUCCCUGUCCUCAAAAGUCUAGAUAUUAAGAAUAGUGAACAUUUAAAAUCCAUAUCAAUAGCAGAAGAUGCAUCGGAACCAAAUCUAAUGUUUCUUAGAAGCAUCAGAAUACAUAGCUGUGAUGAACUGGAGUCAGUUUCCUUAAGUCGAUUACCCAUUCCUAAACUCACUUAUUUAAGUUUGCGGAGUUGUGAGAAGUUAAGUUUCAUAGAACCAAUAAAGACUCUAACUAGCCUUCAAGAAAUGCAAAUUAAUGACCUUCCAAAUCUGCAAUUUCUACCUGAAUCAAUGAAGACUCUAACUAGCCUUCAACAAAUGACAAUUACUGGCCUUCCAAAUCUGCAAUCGUUUUCCAUAGAUGAUAUGCCUAUCAAUUUGCAGCAACUAUUGGUCCGCGAAGUUGGAGGGAUUUUGUGGAAUACAACUUGGCAACAUCUCACUUCUCUUUCAAUGCUGCGUAUUAAGAGUGAUGAUAUUGUGAAGGGGCUGAUGAAAACGCAAGUUCCGUUUCUACCCACUAAUCUCGUUUCCUUGGGGAUCUUUGAGCUUAAAGAUAUAGAAUGUUUGGAUGGGAAGUGGCUUCAACAUCUCACCUCUCUCCAUAAACUUGUGAUUGAUCAUGCACCCAAGCUUCAGUCGUUGCCAGAAAAGGGGGAAUUGCCUUCCUCUCUUGAAGAACUGCAUAUCAGAUAUUGUCCGUUGUUGAAAGCAAAUUUGCAGAGGAAGAAAGGGAAAGAGUGGAGUAAGAUUUCUCACAUUCCCUCAAUAGUUAUAGACUUCAAAACCAUCAAAUGAGUUAUUACAUCAAGGUUUUGGUUUAAUUUGGGGUUCAAAUUGAAAUGAAAUGCUUCCUGGUUCUCACAUCAAAACCCAUUUUAUUCUUGCUGCUUACAUGGGUCACAUUCUCAAAGAGGAUAUCAUAAAUGGGUUGUUCAAGAAGUCUAAAAUUAACGUUGAUUCUGAGAUGGAGGAGAUUCUAAGAGAAGAAACAGUAAAGCGGGAGACAACAAUUAUGCGGCUUCCUCAACAUUUUGUGCAUGGCUACUUAAAGAUAGAGAAUGCUUGGAUGGAAAGUGGCUUGAACAUGGUUGUAAGAAGUGGUGUAAGUUUCCCUCUCUUAAAGAACUGAAAAUCAAUUUGUGAAGAAGAAAUGAGAAAAACAGUGGUGUAAGAUUACUCACAUUCCCAGCAUGCUUAUAGAUUAUGAAUUGGUCAUAUUCAGUGAGUAUCAUGUUCCAAAUUCCAACAGCAGACAAGUCAGAUUUCUAAGACGACAUGGAGCAAUCUGGAGGAAUUGCAAAAUUACUAAUCCAUUAACUGUGACAUCAUAAACCAAGAAGAUCACAAAAAAGUCUUUGUCCAUGAGGUAAUGGUGUAGUUACAGGUCUGACGUAGUGAUAUCACCGAUGUAGUAUUUAACCCAAAUGAUGCACUCUGCAAGGCUUCAUGGUUAUGAGUAUUUGUUAACAGUAUACGAACUUCCAUUUGUGUUGUGGUGAACAUAUUAAUCUUAGUCUUUCUAAACGCAAAUAAUUUUUUGGUUUCUUUUCUAAAUGCAAAGAUAAUGUGUAGUUUUCUGAACUAAACCAUAUCAGUAUGAGGAUUUUAAAUUCAUGUGUGUUAUUUGUGAAUAAGAAUUAGUGUUGGAAUAUAUUAUUUCUAUUUGUAUUAUUUCCCUAUUUGUAUUAUUUCCCUUUAUUAAGAAAUAAUAUCAUUAUUGUAUUACCAUUAUAUAUACCAGCCUAGAGCUCAGGAAUAAAAUAUAACAACUUUUUUACCAUUCCUUUCAAUAUGGUAUCAAGAGCUCUGGGUUAGGGUUUACUGUAAAACUUCCACAACAGUUUUCGAUUGACAUACCCGUUUAAUCCCCUAUGGCGAAUCACGGCACGAAUUCGCCCGCUCUAGGUUUUGCCUACACCGGAUCCAAUAAUGGCGGUGGCCGCGGUGAUGGCGGCGGCCGCGAUAACGGUGGUGGCCGCGGAAAUGGCAAUGGUGGCGGACACGGCGACGAAACAUCGGGUGUCACAAACAAUGGCAGUUAUUUCAAUAUAGGCGGCAAUGACCAAGAGGGUUCCUCAUACUCCCUCAAGGUCAAUAUUCCUAAGAUGAAUGGGAAUAACUAUAAUGAAUGGGCCCAGACAGUUCGCUUGGUAUUGGAUAGCAAAGGGAAGUUGGGUUUUUUAACUGGAGGAGUAGCUGAACCGGCAGUAGGAGACCCUCUUUACAAACAAUGGAAAUCUGAAAAAUCCUUGAUUAUUGCGUGGUUGGUAAGCUCUAUGGAUACUGGAAUAGGUAAGCCUUAUAUGUUUUUGCCUUCUGCAAAGGAUGUAUGGGAAGCUGUUAAGGAAACAUACUCUGAUAUUCAAAACUCUUCCCAAAUUUUUGGUUUAAAAUCAAAGUUAUGGCAUGCGAAACAAGGGGACAAGAAUGUUACUGCUUAUUACAAUGAGUUGUUGACCCUUUGGCAAGAGUUGGAUCUAUGUUAUGAUGACAAUUGGAGGUGUACAGAAGAUAGUGUUUUGUUUCUCAAAAGACAAGAAAAUGAUCGUGUCUUCAUGUUUCUCGCUGGGCUCAAUAAAGACCUUGAUGAGGUAAGAGGUAGAGUUUUAGGAAAAAUACCAUUGCCAACUCUUCGUGAAACUUUUGCAGAAAUAAGAAGGGAGGAGGCACGACAAGGUAUUAUGAUGGGCGAAACACCACGAAGCUCUGAAUCUG